Molecule: messenger RNA, 1479 nt
Organism: Triticum aestivum (bread wheat)
Lineage: Eukaryota; Viridiplantae; Streptophyta; Magnoliopsida; Poales; Poaceae
Product: probable carboxylesterase 15
Exons: 2
Coding region: 102-1154 (350 amino acids)
Molecular function (GO): hydrolase activity
Source: RefSeq, a predicted model, not a curated record
UCCUCUUACUAACCCUUUCGACUACAUAGCUACCUGCAUUUUCUGUCAUUUCUAAUCGCAAAAAUUUUGCGCCACGCGUAAGUGUGCACAAACAUCAGAACAUGCCAGCCACGCCGGUCGCCGUGGCUGCCUCCGGUGACACAAACAUCGUUGAGGACCUCUACGGCUUCCUCCGUGUGCUCAGCGACGGCACCGUUGUCCGGUCACCGGACCCGCCGAAAUUCUGCCCCAUCACCUUCCCCUGCGACCACCCUUCCGUGCAGUGGAAGGAGGCCGUCUACGAAAAGGGCAAUAACCUCCGCGUCCGCACCUACAAGCCGUCGGGAUGCGGUGAGCAGGCCGGCCGGAAGCUGCCGGUGCUCAUCUACUUCCACGGCGGGGGCUUCUGCCUCGGCUCGUGCACGUGGGCAAAUGUCCACAGUUUCUGUCUCCGCCUCGCCGCGGAGGCCGGCGCCGUCGUCCUCUCCGCCGGAUACCGCCUCGCUCCGGAGCACCGCCUCCCUGCGGCCCUCGACGAUGCGGCCGGCUUCUUAAAAUGGCUGCGCGAACAAUCCGUGAGCACCGAGGCCGAGGACGGGUGGCUCACGGAAGCGGCCGACUUUGGCCGCGUGUUCGUCACCGGGGACUCGGCGGGCGGGACCUUAGCGCACCAUCUCGCCGUGCGCGCCGGAUCGGCCACGCCCAAACACGGCGAUGACGUGGACUCUGUCACGAUCAAAGGCUACAUCCUGCUAAUGCCGUUCUUGGGCGGCGUGGACCGGAUGCGGUCGGAGGCGGUGGAGUUCCCGUGGGCGGAAGCGCCGUUCAUCAACCUGGCCAUGCUCGACCGAUUCUGGCGGCUGUCGCUGCCGGAGGGAGCCAGCAGGGACCACCCGAUCGCGAACCCCUUCGGGGCGGACAGCCCUGGCUUGGGCUCGGUGGAGUUCCCGCCGGUCCUCGUCGUUUCCGCCGGCACCGACUUGCUGCACGACCGCACCGUCGACUACGCAGAGCGGCUAGCGGGAAUGGGCAAGCCGGUGAAGGUCGUGGAUUUCCCCAACGAGCCACACGGGUUCUUCACGCUGGAUCCGUGGUCUGACACCACCGGCAAGCUGAUCCGGCUCGUCAGCAUGUUCGUCGUCGACAGCUGCGUCGCGGCGCCGAAGACCGCUUGAUUCGCAGUGAAAAUUAUUCACUAAACCUGAGGACCGGGACGAUAUGGAGGUAUUGAUCAACAAAGUUCGGGAGUCUGCCAAUCUGCUGUUUCCUCCUGUGGCCGCUACUACCUCAUAAUGGCGCCUUGCUUUUUGUCAUCUAGGUGUAGGUUGUUGGACUGAGUGCCUCCUAUCUGUCUUCUUCGUCUGUGCCUUUGAACUCCAGGCUGUUGUCCCCCUGUGGUUUGGUCUUACUUUCUGGUGUCGUGAUGUACGUUCGGUUGGUGGGUUUGUCUCGUACUCUGCCGUGUGGCUUUAGUUAUAAAGUCGGGCUUAUGCCUUUUCU